Molecule: messenger RNA, 528 nt
Organism: Striga asiatica
Lineage: Eukaryota; Viridiplantae; Streptophyta; Magnoliopsida; Lamiales; Orobanchaceae
Source: the annotation of a GenBank genome assembly
AUGGACUCAUCAUCAUCAUCUUCACCAUCACCAUCAUCAUCACCAUACACUAACCCGGGGGCCGCCGCCCCAAGCCGGUACGAAAGCCAAAAGCGGCGUGACUGGAACACGUUCGGGCAGUACCUCCGCAACCACCGGCCGCCCCUCGACCUCGGCCGCUGCAGUGGGGCCCACGUGCUCGAGUUCCUCCGCUACCUCGACCAGUUCGGGAAGACCAAGGUCCACGUGCCCGGCUGCCCGUUUUUCGGCCAGCCCGACCCGCCAGCGCCCUGCCCCUGUCCGCUCAGGCAGGCGUGGGGCAGCCUCGACGCCCUCGUGGGCCGACUCCGGGCCGCCUAUGAGGAAAACGGGGGCGGCCCGCCCGAGUCGAACCCGUUCGGGGCCCGCGCGGUGAGGCUGUACCUGCGGGAGGUGCGGGACCUGCAGUCCCGGGCCAGAGGGGUCAGCUACGAGAAGAAGAAGAGGAAGCGGGUGCUGCCAGCGGCGGCGGCCGGGCAGCAGUCGGAGUCCGGCGAGUGCCUGGAUUAG